AUGGUUGAUAAACGUCGUGUAUGUUACUAUUAUCACCAUGAUGUUGGUAAUUAUCACUACGGUCCGAGACAUCCUAUGAAACCGCAGCGUUUAGCUGCUAUUCAUAGUUUGGUAGUAAAUUAUGGUUUGGAUAAAGAAAUGCUGGUGUUGAAACCUCCUAGAGCUACUGCAAUUGAAAUGAUGCGUUUCCAUUCAAAGGAUUACAUCGACUUCCUAUACCGGGUUUCUCCUCGUACAGCAGAUCAGUUUGAAAGCCUUUUUCCGCAGUUCAAUAUUGGCGAGGAUUGCCCUAUUUUUGAUGGAAUUUAUAACAUGAACUCAUUGUGCACUGGAGGAUCUCUGAGUGGGGCAACCCGUUUAAAUCAUGGUAUGAGCGACAUUGCUAUUAACUGGAGUGGUGGGAUGCAUCAUGCGAAAAAGAGAGAAGCUUCAGGUUUUUGUUACGUUAACGAUAUAGUGAUAGCCAUACUUGAGUUGCUGAAAUAUCACCCACGUGUUUUAUAUGUUGACAUAGACAUUCAUCAUGGUGAUGGUGUGCAGGAAGCCUUUUAUUUAACUGACCGUGUUAUGACCUUAUCAUUUCACAAAUACGGUAAUUACUUUUUCCCCGGAACGGGUGAUAUGUAUGAAAUAGGACGUGGUUGUGGUCGUUAUUAUGCCGUGAACGUUCCGAUGAGGGAAGGCAUGGACGACGAAAAUUACCAUUCUCUUUUCAAACCCAUUGUACGAAGCGUUAUUGAAUGUUACAAUCCCACUGCUAUAGUGCUACAGUGCGGUGCGGACUCUUUAGGAUGUGAUCGCCUUGGAUGUUUUAAUCUAAGCUUUACUGGACAUGGAGAGUGUGUGAGUUUUGUUAGAGGGUUAGGCUUACCCAUGCUUGUUGUUGGGGGUGGAGGAUAUACACUGCGUAAUGUAGCUCGUUGUUGGACUUACGAAACUGCCGUUUUAGUGGGCAAAGGUGAUGAAAUACCGGAUGCCAUCCCUAACAAUACAGAAUACCUCCAGUUCUUCGCUCCUGAGUUUACUCUAAGACCCACCUUACCACCGAGGCAAGAAAAUCAGAAUUCUAAAGAGUAUAUAAAUGCAAUAAAACAAGAAGUUCUGGAUCAUCUGAAGCAAAUACGUACUGCGCCGUCUGUACAGAUGCAGGAGGUGCCUCCGGACUUGCUAGACUUGGAACAGGUUGCAAAAAAACCAUUCUUUUUUUUGUAA
Messenger RNA from Enterobius vermicularis (human pinworm), 1212 nucleotides. The record is from the annotation of a GenBank genome assembly. NCBI's taxonomy places the organism in Eukaryota, Metazoa, Nematoda, Chromadorea, Rhabditida, Oxyuridae.